Molecule: messenger RNA, 1921 nt
Organism: Osmia lignaria (orchard mason bee)
Lineage: Eukaryota; Metazoa; Arthropoda; Insecta; Hymenoptera; Megachilidae
Product: protein takeout
Biological process (GO): multicellular organismal reproductive process
Source: RefSeq, a predicted model, not a curated record
UAUAAGACAGAAUAUGAAGGGAGUCCGUGUUUAGUUUAACAGAGUCGAUCCACCCAAUCACCGCCUGUGAAAUCCUUAAUUAAUCAUCAAUGUGUCUCAUUUAAACAAUGAUAUCAGAAGCAUCGAUCAAACGGAGUAAUCUAACGAACAGUGAGAAUCAAAUCGACAAUAAAUCGAGUGUGUUUGAAUAAAAGUGUAUCAAGGAUAGAAAUAGAUCAUUGUCAAGGACCAAGGAUAUCGUACACAUAUUUAUUCGGAUUUUACAGGAUUCUGAUUGAUGGAAGAUACUGGAGGAAUCUAAUUCAAGGUCUUCGAAGUCAGGGAGUAAUUUUCGUUGAUACGUGGGCCUAAUUGGGGUUAAUUAGUCAGGAUGAUAUCAGGAUCAAGGAUUGCUUGUGUGAUGCUGGUUGGACUGUUAGCCGGUGAGCUGGUGUCCUGUCAGAAGAAUGAUCCUGUAUUGAACGAACCUGAUUUCGAAACUCCCGAAUACAUAUUACCCUGCAAUAGGUCGGAUCCAAAGGUAGAAUCAUGCUUCCAGAAGACUUUGAAUCACCUACAACCAUACUUGCUGAAAGGUAUCCCUGAAUUGGACCUACCCCCGAUCGAACCCUUAAUCAUCCCCGAGCUUGGAAUGGAAAAUGGGCAAGGAGCUGUUCGUGUCAGAGCUUUGUUUUCCAAUAUCACGGUUAUAGGGGCAGGAAAUUAUUCAAUUAUGAAGACGAGGGUAGAUAUUCCGUCGUAUAGGAUUGACCUUCACCUAGGGUUCCCGAAGAUCGAGCUUCAGGGUCGUUACGAGGUGGUAGGGAACGUAUUACUUUUCCCCAUUCAAAGCCAUGGAGAUUUUUGGGCACUUUUUGGUGAUGUACUCGCUAUUGCAAGAAUUCAAGGAGCAGAAGAAAUAAGAGACGGUGUUCGUUACUUGAAAGUGGCAAAGAUGCUGGUCGAUUUUAGUCUGGGACGUGCAAGAUUCCGUGUCGUCGACGAAUUAAACGGGGAAAAUGUGAUAGGUCAAGCGAUGAAUCAAUUUCUAAAUCAAAAUGCUAAAGAGAUCAUCGAAGAGAUGAGACCGGCUGCCAGUGCGAGCAUUGCGAAACACUUCAAAGACUUCCUUGGAAAGGCUUUGGUCAAGAUACCAUUGAAAGUUUGGCUCCAUGACACGUAGCUUAUUUUGACUGCUUCUCUAAAUAGACGAUGUUUUCGAGAAACAGCAAUAGCAUUGUUUUGUAAUUAAGACGUGUUUUCAUCAGGCUGAGUGAUCGAAAUCAAAGAAUGUUGCGAAAUGGUUUAAGAACUGUGAUGAUUUUAACACUUCGACGACAGUUUAUUGAGAUUAUUAAUUACUGUGGAUAUUGUCUGGAUUAAAGACUCUUCAACCCUUUUGUUAUUAUUGUUGAAAAUUUCAUUGUAACAUGUUGCAAAUAAAAUUCAAUCGUAACGAAAGGGUUAGGUUAAUUAGAUAAUUUGUACGAACCUUAAUAGGGAAGUAAACUAGUAUACCUCUCAUCAAUUUUUGUAUUAUCAGUGAUUAUUUGCACACCAAAUACAUGACAUCACCAAUAUUUACCUAGCUAUUAGCGUAGAAUAAAUAGAAAAAUCUAUGAAAUUUUUAGAAAAUAUUUACGAGAAAGUAGAAUUUCUUAUUUCAGCUGAUUAGUUCCAUGAUACAAGUUUCGAUUAUCAAGCGGGUGGGUCGUUUAAUAACGCGAAACGUCAUUGUAAAUAGCAAGGGAAAGAAGAAAUAAAGCAAUAAAUCAUUCGAUUCAAGUGGGUAAAUAAUUUGUCACGCAUAAGCAAAGAAGAUUCCAGAUAAUGAUUGAAACACAAAUUUCCGAGAUAAUAGAAUUUUCUAUUGUGCCGCAUAAUUCUAAUGUUUCCUUGCUUACAAAGGUACACGAGGAUCAAUGAUUACAGUAAUAAAAAA